This is a messenger RNA of Lottia gigantea (owl limpet), 168 nucleotides long. RefSeq lists its product as hypothetical. Lineage: Eukaryota; Metazoa; Mollusca; Gastropoda; Lottiidae. Gene Ontology annotation, molecular function: serine-type endopeptidase inhibitor activity. The transcript has a single exon. The record is from RefSeq and is a predicted model, not a curated record. The coding region runs from base 1 to 168 and encodes 55 amino acids.
AUGUGUGGUAAUUGGACCAUACACUGGUAUUACAAUGCUGAAAGUAGGCGUUGUCAAAGAUUUUAUUAUGGUGGUUGUGAUGGCAACAGAAAUAGAUUUGAUUCUCAAGUCGAAUGUCGUAGUCGCUGUGCUUAUAAUCAAAUUGAUAGACGGCCUCAAGGUACAUAA